Jaminaea rosea is the source of this 411-nucleotide messenger RNA. RefSeq lists its product as hypothetical. Bases 108 to 329 code for a protein of 73 amino acids. The record is from RefSeq and is a predicted model, not a curated record. The transcript has a single exon. Lineage: Eukaryota; Fungi; Basidiomycota; Exobasidiomycetes; Microstromatales.
UGUGUAGAGCAGGUCCUUGAGGGUUCAAGUACGCCGCUAGCCUGGCAGCGGGCGCAUUCCUGAGCACCACCUCGAGCAUCGGGUGAUCAUGGCGGCCGGUUGCUAGCAUGGCCCGAGGCAAGCAAGUAGUGUGGGUCUUGCCCUACAUUGAGUGGUGCGACAGAUCGCUCGCGCCUCGAGAAGUGACUGCGCAAGGUCAGCCUACCAUUGCCACUUGCAAACCGCGGGCACGGGGUUGGGCUCGCUAUUGCCGCACUACGGGCCCGCACAGCCGGAUCAUCACCCUCCAUCAGCUCGGGCGGCUACUCGCAAACUCUCAAAAUGGCUAGGCGGUGUCGCUGCCAUCGGCUGGGCCGCGGUAUGCCGUUCAGCAUCGAGAUAUUGCGGAGCAAAGGGAGCGAGGCUUGUGCG